AUGAAAUUCUCUACCAUCUUACCUAUACUUUGGGCAAAUUGCUGUCUUUGUAUGAUCAUCCCUGAUUUCGACGGGAUAGUUCGUUUUAUUGAGAAUAUUGAUGGUACUCGCAGUGUAAGAGCAGGAGAAGGUUUGGGACAGCAUGAUCCUGGAAAUUUUCACACUGAACAUCAACAUGUCGCUCAUAAAACAGAGUUUCUUCCUUAUCGGUAUGUCAUAGUCUUUAAUGAAGAUAUUUCCCUCCAGCAGAUUCAAUCGCAUAUGCAAGUGGUACAGAAGGAUCAUAGUACCUCAGUAGGUAAGCUUACAGAAAAUGACGCUUUUUGGAGGGUAAUUUCUUCUUCAGUAUCAUCUAAAUCUCAAUUUGGAGGUAUUGAUAAUUUUUUUGACAUAAAUGGUCUAUUUCGAGGUUAUACUGGCUAUUUCACUGAUGAAAUCAUUAAAAUAAUCUCCCAGGACCCAAUCAUAAAGUUCGUAGAGCAAGAAACUACAGUAAAAAUAUCUAAUUCGUCAUUGCAGGAAGAAGCGCCUUGGGGUUUACAUAGAGUUUCGCACAGGGAGAAACCAAAAUAUGGACAAGAUUUGGAAUAUUUAUAUGAAGAUGCCGCCGGAAAAGGUGUCACAUCAUAUGUACUCGACACAGGAAUUGAUACCGAGCACGAGGACUUUGAAGGGCGUGCUGAGUGGGGAGCCGUUAUACCAGCAAACGAUGAAGCUUCUGAUUUGAAUGGUCAUGGAACUCACUGUGCGGGGAUUAUCGGAUCGAAGCACUUUGGUGUAGCCAAAAAUACAAAAAUAGUAGCUGUCAAAGUUCUUCGUUCUAAUGGGGAAGGGACGGUUUCAGAUGUUAUUAAAGGUAUAGAGUAUGUUACUAAGGAGCAUAUAGAAUCGUCGAAGAAAAAGAAUAAAGAAUUCAAAGGAUCGACUGCCAAUCUUUCUUUGGGAAGUAGCAAAUCGCUAGCUAUGGAAAUGGCUGUAAAUGCAGCUGUAGAUAGCGGUGUCCAUUUUGCUAUUGCGGCAGGAAAUGAGGAUGAAGAUGCUUGUCUCAGUUCACCAGCAGGAGCUGAAAAAAGUAUUACGGUCGGUGCUUCGACAUUUAGUGAUGAUAGAGCAUUCUUUUCGAACUGGGGCACAUGUGUUGAUGUGUUUGCUCCCGGUAUAAAUAUUAUGUCCACCUAUAUUGGUUCAAGGAAUGCAACUUUAAGUUUAUCAGGUACUUCCAUGGCGUCCCCGCACGUUGCUGGUAUUUUAAGUUACUUUUUAUCAUUACAGCCUGCACCAGACAGUGAAUUUUUCAACGACGCUCCCUCACCUCAAGAAUUGAAAGAAAAAGUCCUAAAAUUUAGUACACAGGGAGUACUGGGUGAUAUCGGUGAUGAUACUCCUAACAAAUUAAUAUAUAAUGGGGGAGGUAAGAAAUUGGAUGGUUUUUGGUAG
This is a messenger RNA of Saccharomyces cerevisiae S288C, 1437 nucleotides long. It is a transcript of the gene YSP3, whose product is annotated as putative subtilisin-like protease YSP3. The coding region runs from base 1 to 1437 and encodes 478 amino acids. Lineage: Eukaryota; Fungi; Ascomycota; Saccharomycetes; Saccharomycetales; Saccharomycetaceae. Gene Ontology annotation, molecular function: serine-type endopeptidase activity; serine-type peptidase activity. The transcript has a single exon. The record is from RefSeq and is marked reviewed. Gene Ontology annotation, biological process: proteolysis; sporulation resulting in formation of a cellular spore.